Molecule: messenger RNA, 6545 nt
Organism: Cydia fagiglandana
Lineage: Eukaryota; Metazoa; Arthropoda; Insecta; Lepidoptera; Tortricidae
Exons: 16
Coding region: 50-2722 (890 amino acids)
Cellular component (GO): plasma membrane
Source: RefSeq, a predicted model, not a curated record
CAAAUGCGAAGACGGCGGUGGGGGGGAGGGGUGGUGACUCGCGCGCACCAUGCAGCUGGCUCUCUCGCUGCUGCUCCUGGCCGCUUGCGUCACUGCUUUUGCGCAGAUCGCGUGGACUCCCAUCUUUCUUGACGCCACCAGCCAAGUGGACCUAUGGACGCAAUCACCGAAGGGCUGCGCGUGCCCGUCGGGCGCAGACGGGGACUGCGCAUGCUGCGUGCGCGACGGCGCGUGCCCGUGCGGCGACGUGGCGCCGGCGCGCUGCGCGCAGUGCGGCCUGGAACAGUACUGUGCCAACAUGUGCAACAUCACAAUCGACUCACGCGUCCUCAAGACCAAAUCCGGCAAGACGUUUGGGCAGAUUAAAUCGCCCUCCAUCCAAGGCCCUGGUGCCUGCUCCUACUUUCUACAGCCGGACGCAGGCCAGCGAGUGGAGAUUCAGCUCUACAGGCUUGUUUCCGUUGGAAGGUUCAAUGGUACCAGUUGCGAAGGCGGCUGGCUGCAGCUGAGCGGAGCGAGCGCGGUGCGCGCUGCGGGCGCCGGCGGCCCGGCCGAGACCCGCCUCUGCGGGGCCAAUGAGCGCUACACCCCGCCCGUCGUGCUGUUCGCUGACCACGGCGCUUCCACUUUGGAAUUUAGGAUAACGGAGACGACGGACCGGUCACAGUUCCUAGCGUUCUUCAGCUUCACUUCUCUCAGCAACACGCAAGGCGUUGGCUUCCAUCCGAGCGGCGGUUCCAGGAUCCCGCUUACAGAUUGCGACUGGCUGUACCAAGAUGUAUCGUGCCGCGGGCCCAGCCCGUGCGUGCUGGCGAGCCCGGGCUACCCGGGUCUAUACCCGCCGCACCGCCGGUGUCGCUACCUCUUCGCCACCAACUCCGUCAACACCAGGGUCAAAAUCAUCUUCACAUCCAUUUUGCUGCCCAGAAAUCACUGCGCCACGGAUUACCUAACGCUUCGAGCUGGCAACUCGCCCUCCGCUCCUUUGCUGGCGACGCUUUGCUCGGAGAGAAGCGCUACUUUGGAGCAACCCGGACCAAACCUAUUACUAGAAUUCAAUUCAGGACCGCUGGUGCCACCGUACGACUACAAUGGGUUCAUCGCUCGAGUGGAGUUCACGGAGGGGGUGGACGGCAGCGCGCCGCCGCCCACUGUUGUUGCCUCGCCGCCGUUGGCUGCGCUCACGCAUCAUACGUCGCACGAAGAUAGAUUGUUAGAUUUGGACAGCAAUUCCGUGGCAAAUGAGAUCUCGAGCGGCGUGGGCGCCGGCGGGCGCGUCGGGUGCGGAGCGCGCGUGCGCGGCUACGGGCCCGGCGGCGCGCGCUCCGGACACUUCGACACGAGGGCGUCCGCGUGGCGCGCGCAGUGCGCCAUACAUCUGCUGGGCACGCCGACUGACGUCGUGCAAGUUACAUUGUUUAAUUAUAAUUUAAGGUUACAAAGUUGUAGAUCUCAUAUUGAGAUCUUUGAAGGACUUCACGAGUUUCCCUCGAGAGAGAGGGGCGAGCGGUCAGACAGAGCGGACCGGACGCUGCUGAGAGUGUGUGGUCCGGCCGUGAGAGAAGCGAGGGACCCGUCUGGGAGGUUCCUGGUGCGGCAGGCAGUGAUAUCCAAGGGUGCUAACUUGACCAUUUUGGUGCGACGCGCGACUUCGCAGAGCGCUGAUGACGAAGAAUUCCUUGAUGGCGCUUUUGCGUUUCAUGACGAGCAACACGAGGGUACUGCGUCCCCGGACGCCACAUGCACGGCCACGCAUUACGGGCUGGCGGCGCCAGCACACGGCGGCGUGGCUGCACCAACACACCACCACGUGUUCUGGAACCUCGAGGAGCGGCUGGUGUGCACGCACCGGUUCAUACCGGCGGCUAACCAAAGCGUCACCAUCGAGAUUCAGCGGUUGGAACGCAUGUGGAGCGCCGAGCCAGCCGGGUCGGGCGCGGCGGGCUGCCGUACGGCGUGCGGCGACGCCGGGUGCGAGUGCCGGGCUGCGACCCCUCUGCACUACCAUGACCACGUCGCGCUCGUAGCAGGCGAUGGCACGCACCUGUCCUGUUUGUGUGGUGACUUUCAGGCGGCGUGGCUGCCGGUGGUCGUGCGCAGCUGGACGAGCCUGCGUCUCGAGUACUCGGUAGCACACUACACGUUUGCGAGCCGAGGCUUCGACUACGCUGCCGCCUACAGCUUUAACGACGACGCCAUGUGCGGACAGCGCACCUUCACGACGCAUUCUGGUGAAAUAUCUUCACGAAAUGUGCCGGUAACGGGCAGCCUAAACGAGUUCUUUUACCAACAAUGCACUUGGGUGUUGGACUCAAAUGUUGAAAGACAACUCUACAUUGAUAUAUCCUCAGAACAGGACAAGUCGUGUGGGUCGUGGAACAUCACCCUGCACGAGUGGGCCGGCGCAGGUGCUGGCGAGGCGGGGCUGGCGGCGGCGGCCGGAGACCGGCUCUUCACCUUCUGCGCGCGCUACAAGAACCACACCUAUUCGCUGCCCUAUAAACAGAACACUGUCGUCAUAAGACUCGUGGCGUUGUCACGGCAGCAGCCGCUGUACACAAUUCGGUGGCGCUCGCAGGUGGUACGCGCUAACACGCGCCUGGGCGCGCCUACGCCCGCGCUGGCCGCCUCGGCCAGUGAAAUCACCACUCAUUUACACCGUCUUCUACUCUCCGCGGUCCUCUACGUCAACGCUCAAACUUUCCGCCCAGUGACUGUGUGAUUUAAAUUAUUCAGUGAAUCUCGGUGGCUGUUUUGCAUAUUUACUUAUUGAAAUUUAAUUUUUUUGAAGCCGUGCGAACGAUGGGAAUUGAGUGCGGUGAGAAGACAUCUUUACUUAGGUGUAUCGUAUAGUCUUCAGUUUCGUAGAUUUGAUAUUGAAUGGAUAUCUGAUGCUAUAACAGAUGUUUGAGAAUUAUACUGGUAAAUAAAGGCUUUUUUGUUCAUAAACACAGGGUGAUCGUAUUUCAUGUUACGUUAGUGAAUCGUUAUUGUUUGCUCUUUUUAUUUUUCAGUACUUCUAGUUGCUUUUAUUUUAAUCAACUGUAAGGGGCCCACUGAUUAACAGUCCGCCGCACGGUAUCGGCCUGGCAGUUGUUCGGAACUGUCAAAAUUGACUGCUGACAAGACAAAACUGACAGGCCGAUACCGUCCGGUGGACUGUUAAUCAGUGGGCCCCUUACGAUCAAAGUUGGUAUUACUUGUUUAAGAGAACACAUUGCAAAUCGAUGUAUUAAAGUAGUUAGGGGAACACACUGAACAUUUUAAAUAACCGCUAUAUUUAUUUUUAUUUUGUCACUGUAAAUACAAACAUCACAUCAAGUUCAUUAAUAAAACGUAAGACGAUGGUAAGAAUUUAUAAUUUUAGAAGGUUUAGUGUCCAACACAAUACAUGUUCAAUCGUUAAAUUGUUUGUUUAAAAUAUUAGUCUUUAAUGUAUGUAUGUACGUCUCGAUGUCAAUUAUGAUAUUUGUUGAUAUUAUGUUAGUCAAACCAAACAGCUAACUUAGUUUUGUGUCGGGCUUUGUUAGCUUAGGCGCUGCAGAAUUAUCCAGUUUUAUUGUGAUUUUGCAUAAAUUCGACGAAUUAAAAUAGGUAUGUACCUACCUAGGUAGCUUAUACCUAUUAAAUCAAGAGCAAACUUAACAUUUCUGGAACAUAACGUAGUUGAAAUAGGUCUGUUUUAGCUUGUUUUAACAUGUUAUAAGGCUUUAACUAUAUAAUAUAGUUAAAUAAUAAUACUUGGUUGAAAAAAAACCGGCACGUGUUUACUGUUUAUUCAUUGCAGAGUAAAACUCAAUUAUUCUAAAUACCUUUGUAUUAUGCACAGAAGUUUAUAAAAUACGUAGCCAAAACUUGUUAAAGCAUGAACAUUCUUAGUUCAUUGCACAUAAAGUCAUUAGAUACUACACAAAAGUAACCGAGACUGACAGUCUUUAUACAAAAUCUCAGUCGUAUAGAAACCUAGAAAUUAUAAGUGUGAUCAGCUCAAGAACUGUACUGACUAGGCUAGAGCAGACGACGUAUUCAGAUAAAAAAAAAUAGUAAUGCUAUUGUUCAGUGCAUCCCCUUUGCACCUGAUCGGUGAGUGUGAGUGAAUAAGACUAAUUGGUUAUAAAAUCAUAUUUUUUAUCUGAAUGCACCUCUAUGAAGUCCAUUGAACUUGUAGAAAUUCAGUUGAUAUCGGAAGUCUCUGCUUACAAAAUAUUUCUGUAGCUUAAACGCAGCUUAUUUAACUUUAUGAAAUGUCCGCAAUAGUUUAAUGGACUUUAAGCUUUGAUAAGGGCAUUUACGCGAGCAUUUACUUUGGUGCAGAGGCAAUUAAUAGUUUUAUUUAUUGCUUGCAAUUGCGCUUAAGUUGAUUUAAAGGUGAACUAUGUACCGUCAGCAUUGAGAUAAAUUAUAGCCGUGAUAGUAGAACGCUGGCAGUCUUACCUUGAAAGCCACUACAGUCCGUUUCUUUUAGCAUUAGAAAGAACUUCGCAGAAGUAAGCUUGUGGUUCCAAAUCCGGCACUUUUAGCGGUAAUAAUUAGCCCCAUGCGUGAUUUUAUUUUAAUUUUUCAAAUCAUUAUUUACAUCGUUUGAACACCGGAAAAUAUAAAAAUUCUUUUAUAAAGUUUCCCAUUAUUUUAUUAAAAAAUAUUUAAAAUGUUGAAAUAUUUUGAGCGGUUGAAACGCUCAUAAUUUUUGGCGCGAAUUCUUGAUGACGCGAUGACGUCACGCGUUGGAUCGUGAACUAACUGACGUUUGUUAUUAUUUACUGUUCUAUAUGAAACUUAUGCAAGCAACUCCGCUCUUUCUGUGUUUAUUCGUUGUAUUGUUGUUAAUAACAUGGAAAAACCUAAAAAAACAUUUUAUACUUCUAAUAGGUAUUGUUUAGUACCAAUGUGUAGAAACACUACCAUGAAUGCACCCGAGAAAACAUUUUUUGACGUGCCAAGAGAUGCGAAAGUACGCAAACGAUGGUGUAAACUUAUGAAAAGAGGAAAACUAAACCCCAAAACUACUUUUCAUUGUUGUAAAAUUACAACAAUGUUGAUACAUACAUGGUCAUAAUUGUCAUAAAACGUUACUCGUCCUUUGCGUUUUCAAAGCAAAAUAUACAUACACAGUUUAUAGGUUAUUUAUUAUGGUAACUAUACAUUUGCUAUCACUUUGAGCUUUACACACACACAUAGUAAAAUUCAUUAUAUUAUUUACCUUUUAGCUUUCUUUCCUUUCAUCUCAGUGGAAACGAAAUUUUUAUUGUUGGCGAAAUAUGCAGACAUCAUGAAAGCAUCUACAUAUGUGUUGUAGAUUGUCCGAUUGCGCUUUGACAAACCCGCUGUCCGUCAUCGUCUCGGUGGCGUCGUUUUAUUUGAUAAAUACUUAUAUUUUCUAUUUCACUUAAAUUUCCACCGCUUUGUUGUUUGGUUAUUUUGCAUUGAUAAAAUUGAAAUAGCGCGCUUUGAGUAUCCCGUGCGCAUGACAAUGACAAAUUAGAUGACAGCACUAACCGUUCAGAUACUUACAAAGUUUCAUGGUUAUAAAAAUUAUAAAUAAAAGAUAUCUUUAUUAUUCAUGUUUUCAGAAAUAUCACAUGCAGUGUAUUGGAUCUAAUAUGGGGUCACAUGCAAUGCGUAAAUAAAAUGACACUAAACUCAACGAGUGACGUCACGUGACGUUUCGACCAAUGGCGUUGCGUUUCGUUCACUAGCUUUUCGCGGGCAAAUUUUUGUACUUUUUAUUUAUUAUUUUAAACAAUUCAAUGAUAAUUUAAUAACGGAAAUGCAUUUGUAACAUGAUAUAAUAGUAACAAUCAUCCGAAUAAAAAAUAUUUGAAUGAAAUUUAAACUUCAUGCAUGAAGCCAAUUUGAAGUAAAUUUACCAUAUUGUCCAUGCUACAUUAGAUAAUUCAAUAGUUCUUAACAAUUAAAGAUCCUGAUAAAAACUGCACGCUUGCUUCUGUGGAGUUCUUUCUAAUGCUAAAAAAAACGAACUAUAGCCAUAUAAACUAAAAAUAAAAACAACAGACAAAAUCACAGAAACAAUUUGAUGUUGACUGUACUUAGAUUAUUAUACUAGUUUUAUUUUACUAAAACCUAAUUAAUAGGAGAUUGAACUGACAAGUCAAAUUGGAAUAUUUUUAAAAUGUUCAAACAGCCCAAUUUAUUUAUAUUGAAUAUAAUAAGUAGAACUUCGUUUUAAUCUAUGUAUCUUCAAGUAUUUAAUUAAUUGUUUAUUGAAAAAUAAUCUAGGCAUGGCAAAGCCACCGCCAAGUCAAGCAAGAUAUUAAUUUUACAACAGUUCGAUCCCCUAUUGAGCCUUGUCUCUACCCCUUAGUAAUGUUUAUGUAAACUACGCCGUUGUUCAGUGUUCUUAGUCAUUGUUUUUAAUAGCAAAUGUGCGGCUGACUCAAACUAUCGAUUAAAUAUGUUUAAUUUAGACCAGUAGAUGUAAAUAGUUAAUUCGGAUAAUAACUAACGAAGCUCUAAUCUUAUUAGACGAUUCCGUGGUACCUAUUAAUAAAAACGUUUGUUACACCGAAAUAGAUAAACUGAACGCA